Molecule: messenger RNA, 1828 nt
Organism: Gymnodraco acuticeps
Lineage: Eukaryota; Metazoa; Chordata; Actinopteri; Perciformes; Bathydraconidae
Product: aerolysin-like protein
Exons: 3
Coding region: 347-1288 (313 amino acids)
Cellular component (GO): extracellular region
Source: RefSeq, a predicted model, not a curated record
UGUGAAAUGUAUUAACCAAUGACAAGAACCCUCAGUAUUAUGGGUGGAGCCUGCCUGAAGCAUAAAUAUUAGAGCAUCGUCUUUGAUUAUAAACAUUCAUAUACAGACUUGUUGAAACUACUUGCUUGUAAUUCACAUAUUUUAUUAAACCGUAUCCUAAACGUAUUAGUUGAUGCUGCUGCUAAAAUAAUCGCUUUCAGAUUAUCUUCACCAACACUCCAAAUAAGCGGUGCUUGGUCUUAAACCAGCAAAGAAUUGGGGCCACCAUGGAACCCGUUUUCCCGGCCGAGAGCCGGUUCUUUGGCGGUGGAAAAGCAAUGAACAGAUCUUAUCUAAAACCUAUAAGAUGGCUUAUCCAACAACCUUGCAUAAAAUCGGUGGCGACGGUGGUCACUCGUUUUCCUUUACUCGAGAGAGUACUGGAGCCACGCUAAAGCAGCUGAAUGUGUGGGUAGGAGGCUCGCAGGUGAAGGGUGUCCAAGCCUUCCUCACAGAUGGAAGUCAUGAUCUUUUUGGGCAACGAUCUGGUUCUAGUCAAGAGUAUACAUUUCAGCCUGGGGAGUGUUUCACCUCUCUGUCGCUGUGGGGGAAUGGAGCAGGUACUCGUCUAGGGGCCAUCAAAUUCAAGACAAAUCGUUCCGGAGAGUUCUUUGCCAAAAUGACCAGCUGGGGCUUGAAGACAGAAUACCCCAUCGAUGUUGGCUCUGGAAUCUGCUUCGGGGUUGUUGGAAGAUGUGGCCAUGACAUUGACAACAUGGGCUUCAUGUUCCUCAAUGCUGUCAAGACAACCGUUUUGAUGGACGUCAACUACCCAACAAUGAGCCAAGUUGUACCGCAGGUGAAUAUAGAAGAAAUCAAAUCCAUCACCUACGACAACAACACCACAGCCGACCAAGAAAACAAGAUUGAAUCCUCCAAGAAAAUUACAAAGACGUCCUCUUGGACUGUGACCAACAGUAUGGAGGCAACUUUCAGUAUGGAAGUGAGUGCAGGAAUCCCAGAGGUAAUCGAGGUUUCAACUGGAUUCAGCUUUACCAUGGGAAGAGAGAGCUCUUACCAUCUGGAAAACACUGAGGAGAGAACGGAGACGGUAUCCUUUAACAUACAUGUUCCUGCAGGAAAGAAGGUGGAAGUUGACAUUACAAUCGGUCGAGCCACCAUUGACCUGCCUUACACUGGCACUGUGAAAAUAACCUGCAAUAAUGGCAGCGUGCUUCAGUAUGACACCAGUGGUGUAUACAAAGGUCUUACCUACACCACAAUUAAAGAAGUUGUUACAGAAAUGUAGAACAAACAACAAAAGCAAUUUACAUUUACAUGCCUGAUUGCCUUUGCUUUUUACUUUACCAUGAUUAUUUGACUUCAUUGUUAGGAACCUGUGCCAAAAAAUGUAUCAUGCUUUAUUUGCUUUCUCUGAAGCAAAUAUAUUCUUUUCAAAUAAGAAUCAAGACUUCCUCCUCUAUCCUGCACCGUUCAGUGACAGAACGAUCUACACAACUAUGUGAGCACUGUCUAGUUCCUCUCCCUAUAAGACGUCUAGUCAGGGGGUUAUCUAGUUAUCCAAACAUCCAAUACAUUUGACUUUAUCACUGCAUUUGUACUUUAAGUUCCUUAUUACUUAUUGGUUAGUUAAUGACUUCUUGUUUUAAGAACUUGCCCUUAAAUAAAAUGUCUGUUGUACACGUUCUUAGCAGCAAUACGAUUUGUUUUACUGAUUUGUAUAUCAUAUUAUCACAAUUCAUUUGGCUUGUAGCGGUAGACUUCAUCUUAUAUGCGCCGCAAUUUUGUUUUUCAAAAUGCUACACAAUAAAAUAUUUACAAGAAUCAA